AAUGUCCUGUCUCGGGGCCGCUGAAAUCUACAACCCUCUUUCUGAACUCAGAAUCAACCAGAGACAGACAAACAGAUUUUUUCCCCAGGUACAUCAAAGGAAGUGGACCAGCCCAAGGUAUACCAAGCUUGGCUACGCGGGCAACACUGAACCCCAGUUCAUUAUACCAUCAUGCAUUGCCAUCAGGGAGUCAGCAAAGGUGGUGGACCAGGCCCAGAGGAGAGUCUUGAGAGGAGUUGAUGACCUUGACUUUUUUAUAGGAGAUGAAGCCAUAGAUAAGCCUACGUAUUCUACAAAGUGGCCAAUAAGACAUGGCAUUAUUGAAGACUGGGACCUCAUGGAGAGAUUCAUGGAACAAGUGAUUUUUAAAUAUCUCCGUGCUGAGCCUGAGGAUCACUAUUUUUUAAUGACAGAACCUCCCCUGAACACACCAGAAAAUAGAGAAUAUCUUGCAGAAAUCAUGUUUGAAUCAUUUAAUGUACCGGGACUCUACAUUGCAGUUCAGGCAGUGUUAGCCCUGGCAGCAUCUUGGACCUCACGGCAGGUUGGAGAACGUACAUUAACAGGAAUAGUCAUAGACAGUGGGGAUGGAGUAACCCACGUUAUUCCAGUGGCGGAAGGUUAUGUAAUUGGAAGCUGCAUCAAACACAUCCCAAUUGCAGGUAGAGAUAUUACAUAUUUCAUUCAACAGCUCCUAAGGGAGAGGGAGGUGGGAAUUCCUCCUGAGCAAUCACUGGAGACAGCAAAAGCCAUUAAGGAGAAGUACUGUUACAUCUGCCCUGACAUAGUAAAAGAAUUUGCCAAGUAUGAUGUAGACCCACGUAAAUGGAUCAAGCAGUAUACAGGCAUUAAUGCAAUCAAUCAGAAGAAGUUUGUCAUAGACGUUGGUUACGAAAGGUUCCUGGGACCAGAAAUUUUCUUUCAUCCAGAGUUUGCCAAUCCAGAUUUUAUGGAGUCCAUUUCAGAUGUUGUUGAUGAAGUGAUACAGAACUGUCCCAUUGAUGUUCGUCGUCCCCUGUAUAAGAAUGUAGUUCUUUCAGGAGGAUCCACGAUGUUCAGGGAUUUUGGACGCCGCCUACAGCGAGAUUUGAAAAGAGUGGUGGAUGCCAGAUUGAAACUGAGUGAGGAACUCAGUGGUGGAAGGAUAAAGCCUAAACCAGUGGAAGUUCAGGUGAUAACGCACCAUAUGCAGCGUUAUGCUGUGUGGUUUGGUGGCUCCAUGCUUGCUUCAACACCGGAGUUUUUUCAAGUGUGUCACACCAAGAAAGACUAUGAAGAAUAUGGCCCUAGCAUCUGUCGGCAUAAUCCCGUCUUUGGAGUCAUGUCCUAGUGUUUGCCUUUGGAAACAUCGUUCAAGUAGUGUCUUGUAGGUGAAGAAGUGUCCUUCUGAGUCUGGAGGUGGUGGCAGUUACUGUACAUAGUGACGCAAGACGUGGACGUCUGUGUGUUUGGGGAAUGCUUGGAUCUCGUAGUAAGGGCCCGAAGCACUAAAUCUACAUUCAGCCCAGAAUCAUUUCAAUAAAAGCCAUUUAUGUGCCGACUGUUUUAAGCCCCUCCCUUCCUCCUUCUGCUUCUUCCUUUCUUCCUCCUAGUUAGCAGUCAGAUCUCAGUUCCGAGAACGGGCAAAAACCACUAUAGAAAUUGCUAGAACAGAACAAGGUAUUGGCAGUAUCUUGCCCUUACCAGGAAAGGAAAUUAGGAUGUAAGCCCGGCCUUUCCCUCCCUAUUUUUGUAAAUAAAAUGUUGUUCUAAUCUUGCAAUACAAUUGAUGUUUAUAUUUCAUAUCAUUUUGUAUUUUAUGGUCUUUGGUACAACUGACUGACAAGUCCUAAGCACGAGUAAAUAUUGAUGUCAUGGAGUGGUGUUCUAAAGCGGUCUCCAGUCGUGAGGCGUGUACUGAUAUUUUUGUGGACAAAGAAACCCAACAGAACAAAAACGCUUUGCCACAUAUGUGCUAGAAAAUGGUUCCCUGGUUUGGAAUGACAUGAAGUUUAAACACUUAACAGUAUUGUAUGAGAGUUACCGCAGCUGAUAUUUAUUUUAGUUUUCAUGUUUUCUGAAGCUGUUUUAUAGAAGACAACGUUUUGGUGUUGGUGAGCAGUGGAUGAAAUGCCUCCUUGCCCCAGUGUAAUAAAAGCGGUUAACAUCUUUCCAGUCUUG
Tachyglossus aculeatus (Australian echidna) is the source of this 2160-nucleotide messenger RNA. It is a transcript of the gene ACTR3B, whose product is annotated as actin related protein 3B. The transcript has 13 exons. Bases 2 to 1330 code for a protein of 442 amino acids. Gene Ontology annotation, molecular function: actin filament binding. The record is from RefSeq and is a predicted model, not a curated record. NCBI's taxonomy places the organism in Eukaryota, Metazoa, Chordata, Mammalia, Monotremata, Tachyglossidae. Gene Ontology annotation, cellular component: actin cortical patch.